This is a messenger RNA of Penicillium cataractarum, 642 nucleotides long. RefSeq lists its product as uncharacterized. Lineage: Eukaryota; Fungi; Ascomycota; Eurotiomycetes; Eurotiales; Aspergillaceae. The coding region runs from base 1 to 642 and encodes 213 amino acids. The record is from RefSeq and is a predicted model, not a curated record. The transcript has 2 exons.
AUGCCACCCUUAAAUAUGACCCUUAUCGACUCAAUAUUACAAACGUAUCUCUUCAUCACCGUUUCCAAAUCAAAGAAUCAGCAGCUCCGAGUUAUCCAAAUCGAAAUGGAAAGCACUACCCAGAAACCCGAGCCCGAGAUGAGUGAAGCCCAGCAUGGGCUACCACAUGCACCACCAGACAAUGAUGACCUUUUUUCGCUUCAUUCGGACAAAAGCGCCGAUCAGUGGAUGGCACCUGAUUUGUCACAAUUGCACGAUCACACGCAAGCCCUACACGAGCCAUUGCAACCCCUCGUUGAGGAGUUUGAGGGAUCGGACCAAGGUUACUCUCAGCAGUCACAACAGGUCACUGAUAUCUCGCGGCCCUAUUCAACCUUCUGUGAGAGUUACGCUGCAAAAGUUGUCCACAUUCAACACCUUGAGAAGGAAAAUGAGAUUAUUCGGACAUCCAACACUCAGUUGUGUCAACAAUUACAUAUUAUGGAACGCCGGCAAGCAAAUCAGGAAGCAUUGCUGGUCUGCUAUGCAAAGAUCUUUCAUAGAGUGCGCGAGGAAAUUUUGCGCGUUCUCAAUGAAGGGGAGAGCAUUUCCCUUGAUCCAACUUUGGCGACGAUUGAGAACCCUACAAACGAAAGACGCUGA